Molecule: messenger RNA, 4775 nt
Organism: Manduca sexta (tobacco hornworm)
Lineage: Eukaryota; Metazoa; Arthropoda; Insecta; Lepidoptera; Sphingidae
Product: putative leucine-rich repeat-containing protein DDB_G0290503
Exons: 9
Coding region: 193-3873 (1226 amino acids)
Biological process (GO): positive regulation of transcription by RNA polymerase II; double-strand break repair via homologous recombination; negative regulation of fatty acid biosynthetic process
Cellular component (GO): BRCA1-BARD1 complex; plasma membrane; BRCA1-A complex
Molecular function (GO): ubiquitin-protein transferase activity
Source: RefSeq, a predicted model, not a curated record
CUCGUGAAGGCUGAUGCCGGGAAAAUAAAGUUGUCAAAAUAUGAACGUCAUUUUUUAUAUAAAAAAUAAGUUUAAUACGCAAAACACUAUCAACAUUUCAAUUUGAUUAGUGCUCACAAAGAUUAACCAAUACUUUUUUAUAUUCAUAAAAUUAGGCAAGCAUUUUCAUGACUUAUCUAACAAGUUUUAAUCAUGAUUCUCAAAGGGCCGGAGCUCAAUAAGUUAUCGCAUUUGAUAUCCCAGCAAGUUGAACAAGUAACUUGUCUUGAAUGUUGUAAAACAUAUGUAGCCCCCGAAACAGCUUUAUGUGGGCAUACAUUGUGCCAUUUAUGUUGGAAAAAAAGACGCACUUGUCCUCAGUGUUCAACUACUGUGAACCGUCAAAGCACUAAAUUAAAUUUGGCCUUACAAAACCUUACUGAACACAUCAACACACUUGGUGAAACAUUUGAAAAAGUUUUCAACAUCAAAUUGGAUGAGUUUAUGCUCGACACACCUGGGGAGUUUGCCUCUAGAGAUGAUCCUUCAAAAAAUGUUAAAGAAUGGUUAGCCAGUUCACAAAAUCACUUUUCUGCACCAAUUACACCUUCUGAACAAGCAUCGCAAGAAAAAUCACCUGUUGCAGAGUUACAAGUACAAAGUAAAGUCCUAGUCCAUACAAGUACUGUGGUACUGCACAAACCUACAAAGGUAGUUUGUGCAACCAUUGCACAAGAUGAUUGGGAUAAAAUAGAACCUAUGACCGAAACAGUUGAUAAAGAUAAAGAAAAUGUUGUAGGCCCUAUUGACACUGAUCUAUUUGAUAUAAAUGAUAACUCUUAUACAAUGCAAAAUCCACGAAGAAGUUUAAGGAAGAAAGAUGGUAAAAUCAUUGAUUUUAUCAAUAUACAAUCACAAUCAUCAUCUGAAAAACCAGAUAGUAAAGAAAAAAAUACUGAAAAUGAUAAUAAGACAAGUAGUAUAAAACAAAACUGGAAUAAUGUUAAAAGGAUGAGGAAGGAAUUUAGUAAACUUAACAAAAAAAAUAAGAACAAACUGAAUGUGUCUAUCGAAAUGUAUAAAAAAACUCAACAGUCAAGUAACAAAUCAAAUAUUGAUAUACCUGUUGCUGUGUCAGAGCAGGUAUUAGAAAUUGAUGAUAAUACACCCAAUGGUGAAAAUGAAAGGAACAGUGAUUUGCAUACUGCUGAUAACCUUCCUCAAAGGGAUUGCAGUUCUAAUCCUUCUAAAGCAAUUUACAUGCUGGAUAACCCUGACAGAAGUGACAACAAUAUGAAAAAGCACUUAGAAAAAAACACAAAUAAAUCAUCUUUAAUUAAUGCAAAAAGUAUUACUACCGCUAAACAAAUUGUUAUAUCAUCCCAUACACCAUCACAGGUAAAUAAUAAACAAUUUCAAGAAAGUAGUAAUAAUUUUAAUGAACCAAACAAAUCUAAGAUUGCAUUUAUAAAGAAAGCUCCUCUAAGCCAUAUACAUAACAAACAUACCUGUAACAAUGCAACUACUUAUCAUUACAUAGAUGUAAAGCCAGGAGGUACAAACAGUAGUAAUGAUAUUCAGAUUUCUAUUAAAAUAGGAGAUAGGGUGACGAACAUUAUUAUUAACAAGGAUAAAAAUGAUUCACCAUUAAAAGCUAGUACUGACCGUGAAGUCCAAGUGUCAUUAGGACCUUACAAAAUUUCUGCAAGUAAUAAUAACUGUCUAGAAGUAGAAGACCAAACAAAAAGUAAAAUUAAUAAUGAAAUGGCACAGAAAAUUGUAAUAAAUACUGACAAUAAACUUUUAUCUACUGAUAAAGCAGGUACUCCUGCAAACAAAUCAAUAUCUACAAAAAAAAAUACUGCAUCUGCUGAGACAGCAACAGCACAGUUUGAAAUUACUGAGAGUGUUGAACGAGAAUUGUCAAAAAUAAUGGAGUGUGAAAAUAUAAAUGAUGAACAAUGUAACUUUUGUAAUAUUAGCAAUAAUAAGACCACUACUCAAGUUGGUCCGACAAUACAUUUGGACAAGAGUAAGAAUAUAAACAUUUUGAGUGAUAUACAAAUUAAUAAUUAUAAAACAAAGGCACAGGAUGAAAAUGUACAACUUUUACAAAAUACUAAUAAAGGAACUUCAGAAAUACUUUUACCCUCUAUUCAUACAAAUAAAUAUAAAAACGCAGACAAAAGAAGCAGAGAAACCACUACUGACUGUGAUUUACCAAAAAGCAAGAAAAUGAAAACUAUUUCUGAGGAUAUUGGAGAAAUGUGCAUUACUAACUCUCAUACAUCUCAUUGUGAUAAAAAUGAUAAGAAUGAAAGUGAACUUGUAACUUAUGAAGCUGUUAUUGACCAAGUUUUUGGUAAUAUUGAUAAGGAUAUUGAAAAUGAACACCGAGGUACUCCAACUGCAACAUCAAAAAUAGGUACAGUUGGAAAAGAUGUAAGAACACUAACACAAAAAUCCAAAAUUGUGAGCAUUCCAGGCUCAAAUCAGUCUGAAUCGUUUACAAACAUUAAAGAUUACUACGAUCAAAAAGAGAGCGAAAAUAUGUUCUCAUUAGGCGAAAAGGAUAAUGAAAAUGGUGAUAGAACACUGAAAAAUAUUGUCCGCGAGUCUACGCAACAGCAAGUACAUAACUUACUGACACCAGUCAUGUGUCGAAAUUUAGAGCUGCAGGAAUACACUCCACAUAUUGAUGACAAAGAUGAUGAAUCUGAUAAAAGCAUAGUGGAAGAUACACCACAAAAGAAUGUAUCUUAUUCUAAACUUCGACAAAAGAAUGAAUCGUCAAUAAACAAACUAGAACAGAAACUAAAUCCACCAGAAAAGGAUGAGAAAAAAACAGUAGUCAAGCAAAAAUCUAGAAGUGUUAUUAAUUUGACAGAGAGUGUAGAAUUUAAUAAAAGCAAUAAGGAUGGAACCAUUAUUGAAUGUGUCACGAAAAAGCAUGCAUUGGAAACCCCACUGACUAUAAACAAAUUUGUUGAUCACAUUAAACACAAGUCUACACCAGUUGCCAGAAAGUCGUUAAACUUUGAAAAUGAAAAUACGGAGGAUGAGGAUCCUGAGAUAACACUUUGUCCAACGUCUGAUGUGGCAAAGAACACACAAGAGAAAGAAUUUAUGACUAAAGCCUUUGAAAACACUCCGGAAUCUCCAAGAAUGAGAUCGCUGGCAUUGAAAAACCUGAACACUGCUAACAAUAAAAGAUUGUGUAUAGCUGGCUCUUGCUUAACAUCUAGUGAAAUCACAAAAUUGAAGAAUUUAUGUGCGUCACUUAAAUGGGUUUACGUUGAUAAAUAUACAAAAGAUGUCACUCAUCUAGUAGUGGGAGUUGAUGAAGACUACAAGUCGCAAAGAUCUGUGAAGUAUAUGUCUGCGUUGGCAGCUGGCAAGUGGAUUGUUUCAUUUGAAUGGGUGGAAAAGUGUUUGAAAGCUAUGAGAUGGGUUGAUGAGGUAAAGUUCGAGGUCCUUGACAGUACUGGCGAGCCAGGACCGAAGCGCUCACGCAUCGCCAAACGGAAACUGUUUCAAGGCAUCACGUUCUACUGCAUGCCGCCGUUUAGCGUGCUCGACGUGAACACAUUGAAGACAAUGUUAGAAGCCGCAGGCGGCCGCGUAGUAAACGAAAUUAAACAGGUAAGAGUGACCGAGGAUACGCCAGGACCUGCUCUGUUACUAGCAGAGCCGGAAAACACCCAGGAGGAUCGAUUUAUAUAUCUUACAGUGGAGCUCGGUAUUGUACCAGUCAACUACGAGUGGGUGUUAAAUUCCCUCGGAAACUACACAGUGGGAUCAUUGCAAGAUUUAUUACUGUGCCCCGCAUCUCUUUUGCCCAAAAAAACGUCGCAAUGGCCGUCUUGCUUCUUCACUCGCGAAUAUGACGAAUGAAAGAAUGUAAUUUUAAAUCUCAUCGAUGAACGCGUCAUAAUGUUUGAAUUAACAACAAACUGAUAUAAGAAGAAAUAAAAAUAUGGUGGUUGAUAUUUUGAUCUUCAAAUAAGGUAUUUUGUCAUCACAGGAUUACGAAGAACGGAUUAUAAGUACAAAUGUAAUAUUUUAAUUUACAUAAUUAUAACAUUCGUGUUUAGAUCGCUUUUAUAAUAAUUUAUAAUCUCAUUUAGUUUAGUAGUUGCAGUUUCAAAUAAGUGUAUAAAAUAUAUUUUUUAGCUUUAAUGAAUUAUUAUUAAUAAUAUUCUUUGUAUUAAAGACACUCGUAGUCUUUUUAUCCCCGAAAGGAUAAUACCUAAAGAUAUACUUACAUAUACAUUUAUAAACACCAAAACGUGCUAUAAUUUAAAACACUUCUCUGUGCAGCUCAUUAAAUUGAAGUCAAUGCCAAUUCUGGUGGCGCUAAAUUAUUAUAAAUAGAAAAAUUCGUAUUCGUGAAUAUAAAACAUUUAAUAUUCAUUUCGUCACUAGUAAGUACCAAUGUAUUUUGUACGUCGUACUUUAGUCGACGCAAUUAUACAAUGAGCCAUUUAUUUUAUAUAACUACUUUAUUUUGCAAUAUUCUACGUUCACAGCGAAUAUAUUUUUGUUGCUUUUUUUUAAAUAUAUAAAACUAAAUUAAAACCUAGGUAUUUCAGUGGUCAACACCAAAUGCCUUAGUUUAGAUUAAGUACUCAAGGGAAAUUUUGAGAAAAUCUGUUGUUGGUAGCAUGUUAUGUAGACACAUAUUUUUUGAUUGUCUUGUACGAUGGUUGAUUAUAAUUAUUGUUAUGCAAUAACAAUGUUCAGUAGUACUGUACAUAGAUUUUAAAAAUUUGGUACAAUAUACAUUUAGCGUUAAA